AUGCCCAAAGGUCAUUAUUUUAGUCAAGAAGCAAAGGAAUUAAUGUUUAAUGUAAUCGAAUUUAUUGAAGCAGAAAAAAAUGGGCCAACAAUACCAUUAUAUAAUGUCAAUGAUCGUAUAAUGGCAGCACUUCAAAUAUCACAUGGUUCAAUGGCGAAGUUAAAAAAUGAAAUGAAAGAAUUACAAGAAGAACAACAAAAAGUUAUUAAACAAAAGUUACUCGAACAACAACAAAAAAAUCAACCAUAUGCACUUGCACACAGAUAUAAAGCCGAGCAUUUACGUCAACGAUCAUCACCACCAUAUGCAACAUCCAAAAAUGAUCAUUCUAUGAAUGUGGAUGUGGCUCGUACAGUUGCUAAAUCACCGUCAAAAAGAGGUGGUCCGAGCAAUUUCAAAAUUUCAUUAAGUGAAUAUGAAGAAGAUUUAAUAAGGUCAGUAUUGAUGAUUCGUUCCUUCAUCUCAAUAGCUGAUCUUGGUUGCCUAGAUACUAUUUAG
This is a messenger RNA of Rotaria sordida, 498 nucleotides long. The record is from the annotation of a GenBank genome assembly. NCBI's taxonomy places the organism in Eukaryota, Metazoa, Rotifera, Eurotatoria, Philodinida, Philodinidae.